AGGUGUCUGCAGCGCGGCCCGGGAGGGGUGCGCCUCCCGUGGCUCCAGGCCUGGCCCGGCCCCGGCGUUGCGCUUUGUUCGCCUGUGCGUUUCACUGCUUUUCACCGAGAGCCACCUCCUCUCCGCGACUCGGAUUCUUCCCUAAAAAAUUGCAGCUGGUGGUGUGCACCUGCCCGAGCCGUGGCCGCCGUGUGUGGGAGCCCCCCGCACAGUGCUUGGUGGAGAGGGACUGUGUGCCGGGUAAGGGAUCGGUGGCUGCUCUGUUAUUGUACCUGCCGGGGAGGGUGCGCGGCAGAUGUGUUUCCAGAGAUCAGUGCGGGACCCGUUUCUCCACCGUGCGGACCGGAGGGUCCCUCCAGGGGGAGUGUUGGCUCCUCUCAUUCCCUCACAGCCCACAGCUGAGCACGGGCAGUUCCUGUCUGUCCCACCUCCAGGAUAAAUCCGGAAGAAAUCCACCUCCUCUCGCCACUACCCUUGUCCACACCGUCGUUUCCCCCUGGCUGAACUGCUUUCCUCCUUGGUUUCUGUUCUCCCACGCUUGCCUUUCCAAAGUAUUCUCAACGCCAGGGCGACUCGGUCCAGUAAUGACACCCCUCUGUCCAGAAGCCUCCAGAGCUGAUCUUGUUCACAACAAAAGCCAACAUCCUUACCCGGCGAGGAGCUGCCCCGCCCUCGCCCCACCUCCUUGUCGCUGCAUCUCCAGCGCCCUGUGUGGCCAUCCUGGCUCCCGGUGGUCACUCAGACAUGCCAACACUCUCCUACCUCGGGGCUUUGAAAUUGCUAUUCCCUCUGCUCAGAAUGCUCUUCCCCAUGCUUAGCACUGUCACCAGAAACCUUGGACUUCAGAAGGCAGUGGGAUGACAGUCAAAAUGCUGAAAGAAAAGAACUGUCAACCAAAAUAUCUAUGUCCAGCAAAAUUAUUCUCUAAAAGUAAAGACACUACAUCAAACAAAAAGCUUCUACAUAGCAAAGGAAACUAUCAACAAAAUGAAAAGAAUGAUGGCUGUUUUGGUACUUCAAGUGGAAUUCGUUCUUUUCAGCUUCACAACUGGAAACAGAAAGUUAGUCAGCCUAAGAAAGCCGAAUUCAUACGCACAGCAGAAAAAUUUAAAAAUCUAGUUAUUAACAUAGAAAAAGAUAAACACAGUCAUUUCUACAACCAAAAAAGUGACUUCAGAAUUGAGCAUAGUAUGCUGGAAGAAUUGGAAAAUAAAUUGAUUAACAGCAGGAAAACAGAAAGAUCAAAAAUUCAGCAACAAUUGGCCAAAAUACAUAAUAAUGUAAAGAAACUUCAGCAUCAGUUAAAAGAUGUGAAGCCUACACCUAGUUUUGUUGAAAAGCUCAGAGAAAUGAUGGAAGAAAUCGAAAAUGCAAUUAACACUUUUAAGGAGGAGCAGAGAUUGAUAUAUGAAGAGCUAAUUAAAGAAGAGAAAAUAACUAAUAAUGAGUUGAGCGCCAUAUCAAGGAAGAUUGACACAUGGGCUUUGGGUAGUUCAGAAACAGAGAAAGCUUUCAGAGUGAUGUCAAGCAAAGUUCCUGUAGACAGAGUAGCACCAAGUACUCUUCCAGAAGAAGUUGUGGAUUUUGAAAAAUUCCUUCAGCAAACAGGAGGGCGACAAGGGGGCUGGGAUGAUUAUGAUCACCAGAACUUUGUAAAAGUGAGAAACAAACAUAAAGGGAAGCCAACAUUUAUGGGAGACGUUCUAGAACAUCUUCCUGGAAGAACACAGGAUGAAGUUGAACAGCAUGAGAAAUGGUAUCAAAAGUUUCUGGCCCUAGAAGAAAGGAAAAAAGAGUCUAUUCAGAAUUGGAAAACUAAAAAGUUUCAAAAAAAGGAAAUUUUCAAGGAAAAGGCAGAGGACAUGCCUAUGCUUUUUCAUAACAAACAAGAAGAUAAUCAAAAGCAAAAAGAGGAACAAAGAAAGCAGCAGAAAUUGGCAGUGGAAGCUUGGAAAAAACAGAAAAGUAUAGAAAUGUCAAUGAAAUAUGCUUCCCAGUUAAAAGAAGAGGAAGAGAAAGAGAAAAGGCAGCAGAAAGAGCGCCAACGCCAGUUUAAACUAAAAUUACUACUAGAAAACUACACCCAGCAGAAGAAAGAACAGGAAGAAUUUUUAAGACUUGAAAAGGAGAUAAGGGAAAAGACAGAAAAGGCAGAAAAAAGGAAAACUGUUGCUGAUGAAAUUUCCAGAUUUCAAGAAAGAGAUUUACGUAAACUUGAACUGAAAAUUCUUGAUAGACAGUCAAAAGAAGAUGAAAAGGCAGAAAAACAAAGAAGACUGGCAAAAUUUAAAAAAAAGGUUGAAAACAAUGUUAGCAGAGAUCCUUCUAGGCUUUACAAACCUACCAAAGGUUGGGAAGAACGGACCAAAAAUUUAGGACCAACAAGCUCUGGGCCACUUCUACAUAUCCCACAUAGGGCUAUUCCAACCUGGAGACAAGGAGUUUAGAAAAGAAUAUAAGAUAAUGAAACUGGUAUUCAGUUGAUGGGAAUGUUAGCAUAUUCAGCUUGAAUAGAACAGAGUGAUUAACCACAUGUGUUUUUAAAUAUCACUAGCUUAGACAGACUGAUUAUGGUGUUGUAUGUGAAUUGACAGAUGUUGAGUUCCAAGUAGUAUUGUCAUUAGUAUUUCCUGUUUAUAGCAAGAGGGUAUGUAAUGUGUAUGUUGGCCUAUUAUUAUGUAAAAGUUUUUUGAAUAAGUUUAUGUUACAAAUACUUUCAUUUAAAUACUCAGAACAUUUCAAAGAUACUUUGUUUUUGGCAUGGCACAGCAAAAUAAGUUGGGACAAUCACAGAAUGACAUUUUCAAACCAAAAUUUUGUAACAUUUAUAUUUUGGAGGUAAGUUAGCUUGAGUAACAAAAAUGUAAAGUUUUUUUGGUUUGAAUUUUGAAAUAAGUUAGUACUUUUUCUAAUUUAACAAACUGGUAGUUUAUCAGUUACUACAUUUUUAUGUAAUAAAUAUUUUGUAUUUGUUCGAAGCAUGCUUUGUUUUAUAUCAAGUAUUUAUAUUAAAAAUAUGCCUCACAGUU
Molecule: messenger RNA, 3029 nt
Organism: Myotis lucifugus (little brown bat)
Lineage: Eukaryota; Metazoa; Chordata; Mammalia; Chiroptera; Vespertilionidae
Gene: CCDC112
Product: coiled-coil domain containing 112
Exons: 11
Coding region: 858-2447 (529 amino acids)
Source: RefSeq, a predicted model, not a curated record